Molecule: messenger RNA, 9511 nt
Organism: Stegastes partitus (bicolor damselfish)
Lineage: Eukaryota; Metazoa; Chordata; Actinopteri; Pomacentridae
Gene: tanc2b
Product: tetratricopeptide repeat, ankyrin repeat and coiled-coil containing 2b
Exons: 30
Coding region: 421-6777 (2118 amino acids)
Biological process (GO): regulation of dendritic spine morphogenesis
Cellular component (GO): dendritic spine
Molecular function (GO): protein binding
Source: RefSeq, a predicted model, not a curated record
ACAACUGUCUACUGUCCCGGUCUGCUGUGUGACAACCAAACCCUCGUAGCCGCUGCUGUUUGCAUCGCCGACCGUCGUUUGUGUUCUCUGCUGGAAAAAAAAAAAGAUCAUCAGCAGAGUGAGCAGCGACAUGCCGCGCUGCCCACUCGGCAGACUUUGCCACGCCGCUGAGCCGGAUGUCAAAUUGUGUCUCUUCCCUCGUUUCUGCUGUGUGUCAAUACAAGGACUCUUAUAGUUCGUCGCUCACCUUGAGUUAAAGUUUCUUUUUUUUCUAUGUCACUGUGGUUGCUUUUGUAGAGAACUGUUGGAUCGGGACCGCGGUUCAGCCCAGCGAGAUGUAGCGCCUCGCUGCCCUCAAAGCCGGAUUUGUUGUCUACUCAUGAUUUUUCUGUAGUCGAGUCCAGGGCAUCUGCUGCAGUCAUGUUUAGGAACAGCUUGAAGAUGCUGCUGACGGGGGGGAAGGCCAACCGCAAGAGUCGCAGCAGUGAUGGCGGGAGCGAGGACUUGGCAGACCCCCGCUCGCCCAGUCUAGACCCUCACCUGAGCCACAUCGGCCAAGGUGGCAGCAUAGACAGCGACUGUGUCUUUGAAGGAGACUACGCUGUGCCCCCACUCUCCAUGACCGAGGGCAUGCAGCACAUUCGCAUAAUGGAGGGCGUGUCGCGCUCUCUGCCCUCCUCCCCGCUGCUCACCCACCAGACCAUCAGUGUCAGGCUGCAGCCAGUGAAGAAGCUCACAGCCCCUCUGCGGAAAGCAAAGUUUGUGGAGAGCCCUCGCAUUCCACAAUCAGAGCUUGGCUCCCCUACACACACCUCCACCACUGCCAAGAAUCCAGACCUGGACACAUACUGCCCUGGGGAGUCAAGCCAGGAGCUGGGCCCCCCUCCGUCGGUGGAUGAGGCGGCCAACACAUUGAUGACGCGCUUGGGUUUCCUUCUGGGAGACAAAGUGAGUGAGGGGCCAGCCGGUACCCAGUACAGCAUGGAGGAACCCGAGGCGAGACAGGGCCAGAACCAGAGGAUCAGCCCGUGCUCCACCCUGACCAGCAGCACUGCCUCCCCACCUGCAGGCAGCCCCUGCUCCACCCUCCCCCCUACCAUGCCUGGCCAGGCUGGCAACAAGGACUGCGCCUACGGUUCUGUCACCAGUCCCACCUCGACACUGGAGAGCAGGGACAGCGGGAUCAUCGCCACUCUGACCAGCUAUUCUGAGAACAUGGAGCGAGGCGGCAAAUACGGCGAGGGAUCGCGGGGAAACCUGAAACUGUGGCAGUCCCAGAAAUCAGGCAUGGACUCGUUCCUGUACAGGGUGGACGAAAACAUGACCGCCUCCACCUACAGCCUCAACAAAAUCCCUGAGCGCAACCUGGAGAGCAUGUCCUCCCACUCUGCCCACUCCAUCCCUCUGUACCUCAUGCCCCGCCCCAACUCUGUGGCUGCUACCAGUUCAGCCCACCUGGAGGACCUGGCAUACUUGGAUGAGCAGAGGCACACUCCAUUACGCACCUCGCUGCGCAUGCCCAGACAGAGCACCACCUGCGGGCCGGGUCGCUCCGGGCAGGACCUGAGAGCUUCUGCAAAUAACACCCAUGUCUGGCAAUCCCAGUCACUGCGUUUUGCACCCUAUCGGCCUCAAGACAUCGCCCUCAAGCCUCUGCUGUUUGAGGUGCCCAGCAUCACCAUGGACUCCGUCUUCACGGGACGCGAGUGGCUCUUCCAGGAGAUCGACGCCCACCUCAACAGCCCCAACUCCGGCACCAACCAGGGCGUCGUGGUCGUAGGCAACAUCGGCUUCGGCAAGACGGCGAUCAUCUCUCGCCUGGUGGCGCUCAGCUGCCACGGCACCCGGAUGAGACAGAUCGCCUCGGACAGCCCUCAAGCCUCCCCUAAACAUGGAGAGGGGCUUCCUCUCACACAGCCACAGCCUACGCAUGGCACCCUCGGAGGAGGCAGCUGUCCCGGGACCCCUGAGAUGAGGCGACGUCAGGAGGAAGCCAUGAGGAGGCUGGCGUCUCAGGUGGUGGCGUACCACUACUGCCAGGCAGAUAACGCCUACACCUGCCUGGUGCCAGAGUUUGUGCACAACGUGGCGGCGCUGCUGUGCCGUUCGCCACACCUGGUCGCCUACAGGGAGCAGCUGCUGAGGGAGCCACACCUGCAGAGCAUCCUGAGUCUGCGCUCCUGCGUCCAGGACCCCCUGGCUUCCUUCAGGAGGGGCGUCCUCGAGCCCCUGGAUGCACUUUACAAAGAGAGGAAGAUCAACUCCGAGGAGGACCUCAUCAUCCUCAUCGAUGGCCUCAACGAAGCUGAGUUCCACAAGCCGGACUACGGAGACACCAUCGUGUCCUUCCUCACCAAAACCAUCAACAAGUUCCCUCCCUGGCUCAAGCUGGUGGUCACAGUCAGAACCACGUUGCAGGAGAUCACCAACGCGUUACCGUUUCACCGCAUCUCUCUGGACAGCCUGGAUGAGAACGACGCCAUCGACCAGGAUCUGCAGGGCUACAUCCUGCACCGCAUCCACAGCAGCCCGGAGAUCCAGAACAACAUCUCGCUCAAUGGCAAGAUGGACAACACCACCUUCGGCAAGCUCAGCGCCCACCUCAAGGCCCUGAGCCAGGGAUCCUAUCUGUACCUCAAACUCACCUUUGACCUCAUUGAAAAGGGCUACCUUGUUCUCAAAAGUUCCAGCUAUAAGGUGGUUCCAGUCAACUUGGCUGAGGUCUACCUGCUGCAGUGCAACAUGCGCUUCCCCACGCAGUCGUCGUUCGAACGGGCGCUUCCCCUGCUCAACGUGGCCGUGGCCUCGCUCCAUCCGCUGAAUGACGAGCAGAUAUAUCAGGCCAUCAAUGCCGGAUCGCUGCAGGGCACUCUGGACUGGGAGGACUUCCAGCAACGUGUAGACAACCUGUCGGUCUUCCUUGUGAAGAGGAGGGAUGGAACCAGGAUGUUUGUUCACCCCUCCUUCAGGGAGUGGCUCAUUUGGAGAGAAGAGGGAGAAAAGACCAAGUUCCUCUGCGAUCCGAGGAGCGGGCACACCCUGCUGGCCUUCUGGUUCUCUCGCCAGGAGAACAAGCUGAACAGGCAGCAGACUAUUGAGCUGGGUCAUCACAUCCUCAAAGCACAUAUCUUCAAGGGUCUCAGCAAGAAAGUCGGAGUUUCCUCAUCUAUCUUGCAAGGCCUGUGGGUAUCCUACAGCACAGAGGGUCUUUCAGCUGCACUUUCUUCACUCCGAAACCUCUACACUCCCAACAUCAAGGUGAGUCGGCUGCUGAUGCUGGGCGGCGCCAACGUGAACUACCGCACAGAGGUGCUGAACAACGCCCCCGUCCUGUGCGUCCACUCCCACCUGGGCUACAUGGACAUGGUGGCUCUGCUGCUCGAGUUCGGCGCCUCUGUGGACGCCCAGUCCGAGAGUGGCCUCACGCCGCUGGGCUACGCUGCUGCUGGAGGACACAUGGCCAUCGUGACUGCGCUUUGCCGCAGGAGAGCAAAGGUGGACCACCUGGACAAGAACGGCCAGUGCGCCCUGGUUCAUGCAGCCCUGAGGGGCCACAUGGAGGUGGUGAAGUUCCUUAUCCAGUGUGACUGGAGUUUGGGGCCACAGCAACAGCAGUCGCCGCAGACUCAACAACAGGCGGCUUUUACCAAGAGUCACGCGGUCCAGCAGGCUCUUAUCGCUGCAGCCAGUAUGGGAUACACAGAGAUCGUGUCCUACCUGCUGGACCUGCCAGAGAAAGAUGAAGAGGAGGUGGAGCGGGCUCAAAUCAAUAACUUUGACACCCUGUGGGGAGAGACAGCUCUGACUGCAGCUUCUGGUCGGGGGAAGCUGGAAGUUUGUCGUCUGUUACUGGAGCAGGGAGCUGCUGUGGCUCAGCCCAACAGAAGAGGCAUCGUCCCGCUGUUUAGCGCCGUCCGGCAGGGACACUGGCAGAUUGUGGACCUCCUGCUCACACAUGGAGCAGACGUCAACCUGGCGGACAAACAGGGUCGGACUCCUCUAAUGAUGGCUGCCUCAGAGGGACACCUGGGAACUGUAGAGUUUUUACUAGCUCAAGGAGCCUCUCUGUCUCUGAUGGAUAAGGAGGGUCUGACGGCUCUGAGCUGGGCCUGUCUGAAGGGUCAUCUUCCUGUGGUCCGCUGCCUGGUGGAGAGCGGUGCCGCCACCGACCACGCAGACAAGAACGGACGGACGCCCCUUGACCUGGCUGCCUUCUACGGAGACUCUGAAGUGGUCCAGUUCUUGGUCGACCACGGGGCCAUGAUAGAGCACGUAGACUACAGCGGGAUGCGUCCUCUCGACAGGGCCGUGGGCUGCAGAAACACGUCAGUGGUGGUCGCCCUGCUCAAGAAAGGAGCCAAGAUAGGUCCAGCCACAUGGGCCAUGGCCACCUCCAAACCCGACAUCAUGAUCAUCUUACUCAGCAAACUCAUCGAGGAGGGGGACAGCUUCUACAAGAAGGGGAAGGUGAAGGAGGCUGCGCAACGUUAUCAGUACGCUCUUAAAAAGUUUCCACGCGAAGGCUUCAGCGAGGACCUCAAGACAUUCAGGGAACUCAAAGUAUCGCUCUUCCUCAAUCUGUCCCGAUGUCGGAGGAAAAUGAACGACUUUGGGAUGGCAGAGGAAUUUGCUACGAAGGCACUUGAACUGAAACCAAAAUCAUACGAGGCAUAUUAUGCCAGAGCACGCGCCAAGCGUAGCAGCAGACAAUUUCCUGAAGCCUUAGAGGACCUGAAUGAAGCCAUAAAGCAGUGCCCCAACAACAGAGAAAUCCAGCGGCUGCUCCAGAGGGUGGAGGAGGAGUGUCGCCAGCUCGCCCAGGACGAGCACCAGCAGCAGGACCUGGAGCUGGAGCCUCCACCCUCCCCUCCUCCUACGCCUCCCCCUGAAGAGGAGGAGUCCCUGUCCCUGUCCAUGCCUCUCCCCCCUCCCCCAGAGCCCCGUCUGGAGGACAUGGAGCCUGUCCAGGACUUGUUUGAGGACGAGGACUACCUGGAGCAGGAGCUGGAGGCCAUGUCGAUGGGUCUGCCUCCACCCGAGUCCCUCACCAACCCCUCCAGCCUUCCCAUCAUUCAGAGCCCGCCGCUGUCCCCCACACAUCCAGAUCAGAUCUACUUAGGUGGAGGCUCGCCCAUGGGCCAGCCCUACGAGUAUCACCCCACCUCCUCCUCCAUGUCCUCCCCAACUCGAGGCACAUACCAGUCCACGUCGCCCUCCCUCUCCCCGACACACCAGAACUCCCAUUACCGCCACAGUCCACCUCACACCUCCCCAGUGCACCAGCCGUCCUACCGCUUCAGCCCGCCUCCUAUGGGUACCGGGGGUCAGGGGAUGGAUCACCAAAGCCCGCCGCCUUCCCCUUUACGCAGGGCUGCUCAGUACAGAGCCAGUCCACCAGUAGAAAGCGUCUGUCUGUACAGGUCCCAGUCUGGGUCGCCUGUGCGCUACCAGACGGAGCAGCUCCCAGGCCGACCCAAAUCCCCACUUUCAAAGAUGAGCAGCCAGCGUUCAUUCCAGCUGAGCUCGCAGCCCUCACUGUCCUCCCAACACCACCAAGCCCAAGGCCUUCGCCUCCAGCCUUCUAUAGCCCAAAUAGUUCGCACAAACCAGCCCAGCAACGUGAUGGGAAACAGCAGCUACGGCAGCCAGAUGGGCCACUCCAUGGGUGGUCGCUACCAGGGGGGCUCGGUGGACGUGGAGAGCCGCCUGGUGUACCAGCCCUCCCUGGAUGGGCGCUCCAUGCCACAAGUCCAGGCCAGCCUCAGCUCUGGGGCCCUCUGUCAGCACGGCGGCCGAGGAGGGGUUAUGGAGUCGAGCCUGUUGAAGGAUGAACUACCCCAGCGCCCCUCCUCUGCCUACCGCGCCAGCAGCGGGGGCCCGGGGGGCAUCCGUUACAGCCAGACGCCACAAAUCAGCCGCAGCCAGUCGGCCGCCUACUACCCAGUGUCUGAGCACGUGCUGGAGCGUGCCAAUGCCAUGCCCCCCUGCCAGCUGGGUUCUCCUGAGAUCCCCCAUAUGGUGAGACGCCCCGUGAGUGCCAAUACUACUGAGAUGAAGCAGCAUGUGCCCACCCCCAGGCCUCUCAUCCAUUCUCAGAGUGUAGGCCUUCGCUUCUCCCCGUCUAGCAACAACAUCUCAACUGGAUCCACCUCUAAUUUAGCGCCCAGCUUUAGGCCUUCCUCUUCCAUCCAGCAGAUGGAGAUCCCCUUACAAGCCACAUACGAGCGCACCUGUGACGACAUCUCGCCCAUCUCCCCCUCCCAGGGCGGCGGGGGGCUGUACCAAGGCGAGACCACCCGCUCUCGGAACACGCCUUUCAUGGGCAUCAUAGACAAGACGGCGCGGACUCAGCAGUACCUGCAUCAGCCCUCGCGGUCCCGGGCCAUGACGUCCAUGGACUCGGCCAUCAGCCCCACCUCGCCCGGCCAGCUGGUCCAGCAAGGCUCCACCUACAGCCCCCCCGCCUCGCUGGGCAACAUCGCCUACUACAACAAGACCAACAACGCCCAGAACGGACACCUGCUGGAGGAGGACUACUACUCCCAGACCCAGCCGCAGUCGCUGGGCAAACUGGCCAAUGGCUCCCGAGGCAGCGGGGACAUCCUGGAGCGGGUCAGCCAGGUGCCCACCUACCCAGACGUGAAGGUGGCGAGGACUCUGCCCGUGGCACAGGCCUACCAGGACAACAUGUACCGCCAGCUCUCACGUGACUCCCGGACCCAAGGCCCCACCUCCCCCAUCAAACCAAAGAGACCAUUUGUGGAGUCUAAUGUGUAAUGGCCUGUCUGUGACUGGAUGGUUGGACUGGGAUUAUUAGUGGAAAAAAAAAAAUAUUUAACUUAACAGCAGAUGUGGCCUGUGUUUGUGUGAUGGACGUCUGAAAGAACUCACGAGAGGCAGAUCCAAUCAGAGGAAACCACACAGCCGGCACACACACAAACACACACAUUAGGGUAUUAGACAUUAUCUUAUAUGAAAAACAUAACUAACAGUGAGAAGUGAUUAUUUCAUUAUCAUAUUCCGCACACAGGUAGGAUAACAGGAGGGUUCUGAGUUCUGAUCUCAUUCUAAAUCAAAGACCAGUGCACUUCCAAAACGUUGUGUGGCACAACACGAGUGGCCACAGCAGGCGGGACUGUCAGAGUGAAAGUACUACUCAUCGGACUCUACUUGUGGACUCUGUAUCCAUCUUCUGUUCUUUCAAAGUGUGCUCUUAACCAAGGUUGCUAGUAGGCUCUAUUCUAUGUAAUACAAUAUUAUAUGUUCAAUACUGUACAUUGCUCAGAAAAUACAAAUGGCUCAACAACUCAGUACUUAGAGAAAAAUGACAAUAUUUAUAAUUAAGUUAUAUAUUGUACAUAGAAAUAAAACAAAACAUAGUUUGCAUUUUGAAUUUUAUUCCGUUAACCCUGCCUCUGUGUCACACUGCUAAUCAUAUGUACGUGGAAAAGCGACCAGUGAAAGCAAUGAGGGACUCAGACUAACUUUGAAUGAUAUAAUUACCUCUAUUGUGUCAAAAUAAAAAAAAAAAUAAAAAAAGAUUUUUGUUGUGGUUUAAUGCAAGAACAUGCGUUAACCUGCAGAUUAUUUUUUUUGAUACGUUUUUUUUUAAAUACACCCAGAAUAAUUUCCUCUUUAACUUCUUAGGUCUUGUUUUGUUCAACCGACCGUCCAAAGAUCUUCAGUUUACAAUGAAAACAGCAAAUCCUCACACUGGAGAAGCUAGAACCACAGAAUGUUUGACAUUUAUGCUUGAAAACUCUUAGUUAAAGAUUAAUUUUCUGUUAAGAAAUUGUUUCAGCUCUAACUUGAACACACAAAAUAGCUUCAAAUCCUACCGAGAAUAUCAAUUUUGUGUCUAUGCACCUUUAAAAGUCUGAAAAUCCAACUGCUACACACAGUUUCUACAUCAAGUUUUGGAUGUUUUUGUUGAUUUAAUCCAGUCACUUAACCAAAUUCCACAAAUUUUAACACAUAAUUUAUGAUUUUUUUUGUACUUCUUUUCUCAUUACUCUCGUACAGACCUUAUUACGUGCUGUAUUAUGUUGGAUGUUAAACAAACUGUCAACGCCUUAGCCCUCUCUGACAUAUUAGUCUCGCUCUUUGCCAGUAAACAAAUCACUUGCUUUAACAUCUGAUCCUAUAAACAGCUUAAAGCCUCAGUUGCUUCCAGUUUUGCACAAGACAAGCUUGAAUAAACUUCGACUGAAUGAUGCAGAUCGGCGACAAAUAGAAAAAUUCUGCAGCAGGUGAUUUUAUCAUGUGGCACACGAGCAUCAAAGUUGGCCUUUGUCCCUCCUUCAUGCUAGCGAUGGGUUAACAUAGAUAGUGCUCAGCGACUAAAAGCAAGCAAAUGCAUACACGACCACCGUUACAGACGUUUCCCUUUUCUCCUGCAUUAUUUUGUUUCCUUUUCACCAUUUUUAUUCAGCCACUUCUGCACUAAAAAUGCCUGUUAAGUUCUUAAAACUAAGGGUGCACUUUAUGUAUUUUACUUACUUUGUUGUUAUGAUUGUUGAAAUUUGGAGAACGUGGGUGUGCGAUCGGUCAGACGUCUGACCGCUGAUACCAGACUAUCAUAGACACUAUUAUUAUAUGAUUUGCAACGCAGUGAUGAAUGACAAUAUGAAGAGCAAACAAUGUUUUUAAAAACCGGUGAAGAUGUAUAGACUUUCUAGCACAAGUUGUAUAUACUGGCUCAGAUUAUUUCGCUCCGUCCAGCUCGGGUUCGUUAGUUCAGCAAGUCUGUUUCAAGAGGCCAAUCAUAUUCAAAUAUUCCACAUUAUUAUUAAAGAAAAUAUCCAUUAAAGUCCUAUAAUUCUAAAUCCGCCAGUUUAAUCCACUGGUUUUGCACACAUCUUAAAAAUAAAUCUACAAAGACUGAAAUUUUAGUAUCCAGACACGCAGAGUUUGGGUUACAGAGAUGUGGAAUAAUGAGAAUAUUCAAGUUAUUUAUAUAUAUUAUGUGGGAAAGGUUAUAGACCAUUUGUCUGUAACAUUUUAUUUUGGAUGUCUGAUUAAGAAUAUCUAGAGAGAGACCGUUCUUCCCGACUGUCUCCUGUUCAUCCUCAGUUUCACCUGCUCCCAGAGAGAUGCCCUACUUAUCUUUACAGAAAUGAAGGUAUAAACUGUAUCAUACUUAAUUUAAAAACAACUUUUUUUUUCAGUUGAGGAUAUUUGAGGGUGUAUGGUUUCAAAGCUGUCUGUGUAUAUUAGUUUGCUGUAAAUAGUCUGAUGCAUGUUCUAUUCUUUCCAUGAGCUCAAGCAGAAACAUGUAUAGCAGUGUCUCUGGUGUGUGAUACGACGUUCGGAUUAAGAUAAGGAGACUGCUAUCCCUGAACUAUCCUUAUCAUUUUCCUUCAACCUCACCAGACAAAAAGGUUCUUUUAUUUUAUUUUAAUGUAUUUGCUUGCUGAGCAGAGUUCUCUUGUCUGUAAAUGUGAGCUUUCAGAUCGCUGUGAUAAAAAGUUUAAUUAAAAACAAUAAAAAAGAAUGUGUUUUUAUCUCAUGA